Messenger RNA from Ceratitis capitata (Mediterranean fruit fly), 6138 nucleotides. It is a transcript of the gene Br140, whose product is annotated as peregrin. Gene Ontology annotation, molecular function: protein binding. The record is from RefSeq and is a predicted model, not a curated record. Gene Ontology annotation, biological process: regulation of transcription by RNA polymerase II. Gene Ontology annotation, cellular component: MOZ/MORF histone acetyltransferase complex. The coding region runs from base 449 to 4963 and encodes 1504 amino acids. The transcript is spliced from 5 exons. Lineage: Eukaryota; Metazoa; Arthropoda; Insecta; Diptera; Tephritidae.
AUUUGAAUGCUUGAUGUUUCUUGUGCGCUUCCACUUUGUUAGGGCAUCCGUGGCUUUAAACGCGAUUUGUGGACUAAAGCGUUUAGUUAAAAAAUAUAUUUUUAAUAAAAUUUUAAAUUUUGCAUGUGUAAAUGGGAGUGUUUUAAUUUUAUUUGCACGUUUUCAUCAAUAUCCAUUUUACAACAACAUUUAUCCGGGUUUCUUUAUGCGUGCUGUUUUCUUAUAAUUUUGACAUUCUCUGACUGCAACAGCUGUCACUUUGCGCCAUUUGUAGUAUGACAGCGAAUUUGCGUGUGAAUCAGAAGAAACAAAACGAAGCGUAAAUUAAGAGAAAAACUUACAGAAAUAUAGUUGCACGCGAAAUUUUUGCAUAAAAAAUGCAAAUAUAGCGAUAUAUUUUUGCAAUAGCACCUAGCAGAAUCAUAAAUAACAUCCAAAUAUACUUACAAUGGGACUCGAUUUUGAUGCAAUCGAGUAUUGCAAGAAUGUGAAGCUGCAGCAAGCACAACCGCCGUACUCGUGUCCAGUGGCUAAGUGCGAUCGUAGCUACAAAACUGUGGUGGGACUACAAUAUCAUUUGGUUAACUAUGAUCACGACAAUCCACAACCAAUAACACCAAUUAUAACACCGAACCGCAAAAAAGCGCGUAAAGCUCAUCACUCAACGCCGAAAACACCGAAGGGUGCUGGUGAUGACAACGGCGCCAACGGUGGUGGUCAUCAGGUGGCAAAUCCCGAAUCAUUAGUUAGUUACAAUGAAGAAGAACAAACAGUACAGUUUAAUAUUGACGGUAAAAGUGUCCGCUUAGCAAUUGAUGAUCCGUUGCCAUUUAUUGAAGGUGAAGAGUAUGCAGAGUUAGUUGCGCGGCGUUGUAUUUUGAAUGCCGAUGCUCCUCCACUAGAAGAAAAUGCUUCAUGGGCGCGUGUAAAAGUGCCUGAAGCGCAUUAUCGUGAAAUCGAAGACUACCAUGUGCCUGAUGCGCCUCCCCGCCCACUCGCAUAUUAUCGAUUCAUAGAGAAAUCAGCUGAGGAGUUAGAUGGUGAAAUAGAGUAUGAUGUUGAUGAAGAAGAUUCGGCGUGGUUAGAAUGGAUGAAUGAACAACGUGAGAAAGCCGGUCUAAACGCAGUGACCAUCGAUACAAUGGAACUGUUAAUGGAUCGAUUAGAAAAAGAGUCUUACUUUCAAGCAGCCGCCAAUGGUACUCCCACAGGCGUAGAGGUCGACGAUGAUGCUGUGUGUUGCAUUUGCAUGGAUGGCGAAUGUCAGAACACAAACGUAAUACUUUUCUGCGAUAUGUGCAAUCUGGCUGUACACCAGGAUUGCUAUGGUGUACCGUUCAUUCCCGAAGGACAGUGGUUGUGCCGACGCUGUUUGCAAUCGCCCAGUACCCCUGUGAGUUGUGUAUUGUGCCCGAAUGCCGGAGGUGCUUUCAAACAGACCGAUCGUGGUCAAUGGGCCCAUGUGGUAUGCGCACUUUGGAUACCUGAAGUGCGUUUUGCAAAUACAGUCUUUCUGGAGCCAAUUGAUUCCAUCGAAACCAUUCCGGCGGCGCGUUGGCGACUCACAUGUUAUGUUUGUAAAGAAAAGGGUUUGGGCGCGUGCAUACAGUGUCAGCGCAACAGCUGUUACGCUGCUUUCCAUGUAACAUGCGCACAACAAGCUGGUCUAUACAUGACAAUGGACACAGUUAAAGACGGCCACAACGACUCAUCGGUUCAUGUACAAAAGUACGCUUACUGCCAUGCUCAUACGCCGGCAGAUGCUAAAUUAAAAACUAAUCAAAAAGAAGUUGAAGAUACGCGUAUGAAAAUGAAGGAAGCACGAAAAGCGUUGGCCAAAAAACGAUCAACUGCACCGAUUGUGCUAAUACCAACCAUACCACCCAAUCGUGUACAGGAGAUCUCUGGCAUGGUGCAUAUGCAAAAGAAGCAGCAAUUCUUAGAUAGACUUAUUGCGUAUUGGACAUUGAAGCGUCAGUACAGGAACGGUGUGCCGCUUUUACGUCGCCUUCAAAGUCAAGGCAACAACCAUGGUGUAAUCCAUCGAAAUGGUAUUGAAGGCUCGCCGGACACUAAAGAGUUGUACAAGCAGUUGAAAUAUUGGCAGUGUCUUCGUCAGGAUUUAGAACGUGCGCGCUUACUUUGUGAAUUGGUGCGGAAGCGUGAAAAACUUAAGGCGGCCUUUGUAAAAAUUUGUGAACAGGUGGUCAUGUUGCAGGUGAAUCCGCUUGAGUCAGCGCUAACAAAACUUCUUGAUACGCUCGAAGCUAAAGACACCAGUGAAAUAUUCCGCGAACCAGUUGAUACAGUAGAAGUGCCUGAUUAUUUGGACAUAGUAAAGCAUCCAAUGGACUUAGGCACGAUGCGUACAAAACUAAAGCAGGGCCAAUAUGCAACGCUGGAACAGUUAGAGAUCGAUUUCGAUUUGAUGAUACAAAAUUGUCUUGCUUAUAAUAAUAAGGACACCGUCUUUUAUCGGGCUGGUAUACGCAUGCGUGACCAAGCCGCACCACUUUUCCAACAAGUGCGUAAAGAGCUGCAACGCGAAGGUUUGUUAGACAAUUCACGUUCGGAGCAUGAGGAUCAUGUCGAACAGGAGAUAGAAGUCGAAUUGAAAACAUUGCUAGAGGCAAAGCCAUGCGAGGAAAUCGUACAAAAACUACUCAUACUAGCAGAUAAAUCCCAGGUACUCAAAAAUCCGGUGUAUCGUACGAAGAAAAUCAAGCAAAUACGCUUGGAAAUAACACGCAUGCGCAAGGCCAUGCAAAAAGCGAAAAUUGCUGCGCGUCAUUCAAACGUUACCGCCAAUUCGCAAAGUGACGAUGACGACGACGAUGAAGAUCAUGAUGAUGAUGAACAGAUCAAUGAGGUUUUAAACCAAAAAGAGAAAUUAAAACAAACCUCCAGCUUACACCACCACCACCACCAUCAUCAUCACCACCAACAACAACUCCAGCAGUCACAGCAACAACAGCCGCAAAUACAAAAUAGCUUGUCGAAACGUACUCGUAAAUUGCCAGCUAAUAUGAUGGUGGUCGACGAUGAUGAUACAAUGGGCGAGGAGUCUAAGGAAACCACAACAACGACAGUACAAACACCGCCAUGUAGUCCCAUUAAGAGUCUCAAUAAUAGCGCCUCACCAGUGGGUGUGAAUCGGAGAACUGCGGUGUUAUUUACGCGCAAGGCACAAGCAGCCCUCAAGCGUCCAUCUGAAAUCACCACACCUGUUAAAGAUGAAUCCGCCGCUUUGACCGCUUCGGCCACACCGAAUAAUAACAAUGCAUCAGCCGGCGGAGCGAGUGCUGCGGGAGCGGCAGCAGCGGCGACACUCGCCUCUUCAGCAAUGACAAUAAGCAAUAAACUAAGUCAUUUAGCGCCACUCGGCGCUAGCCUGGGUCUUUCUGCGGCGGGUGUAGUAAUGGGAGCAGUCGCUGGCAAAUCGCCGAAACGUAAUGCACGCCAUAAGCGAUUAUCGGAGAUGAGGCAGAGCGCAUCGUUGUCGCCUAAAAAAUCACCAAACGCUACACUUACGCCAAACACGACGCCGUCAACCGUGAAUGUGCCACCCAGUGUAGCGGCGUUGGCGUCUACGCCGAAUUAUGAUCGGAUACCAGAUAGCUUUCGGGUUUAUCGCGCGAAUAAUGAACGCGAUGUAAGCGAUAGUGAUGAUGACGAUAUGAGUGAUAUGUCCGGCAGUCCAUGCAGUAGUUGCUCCGGUUUUAGUGUCAGCGGUUCUGGGUCAGAGUAUGAUAGUAGUGAUGAUGAUGAAGACGAGGACGAAGAGGAUGGCGAGGAUGAUGGUGAGGGAGAUGGUGAUGGUGAUGAGGAAAGUGAGGACGAUGAAGAAGUUGAUGGUCGCGAAGAGGAUGUGGAAAUGCGUGAGAUCGGCAGUGGAGGUGAAGGUGAUAUUGAUGGCGAGAGGGCCAUAAGGGGUAGUAACGGCGAAGCAGUGAGCGCUAGUGUCGAUAGUGCAGCUGAUAGCGAAGAUGGCGCUGAGGAGAGUAACGAUGGCGUCGUGAGCAAUAAUGCGGAAACGGACACAAAAAGUGUUGCAACGCGAACACCAACACCCUCAGAGAAGCGUCCACGUAAUGCCACACGCACGAAGCAAAAAAAUAGCAAAGCGGGAAACGAAAUGAAUGCGGCCGUAAAGAAGGCAAAUGUGAAUGCCAACCAGGUGACACAGGCAAACACCACAACAAUAACAACAACUGCCAAGACGAAGCCGUCGACGACAAGCACAACGACAACGACUGCGACGGCUUCGGCAACAACAGCUGCUCGCUCCGCCAAUAAACAGAUUUUAACCAGAUCGGCAACACCCACCGCCACUGGCAUCAACGCCACCUCUACACCCAUUACGAAUAAUGCUAGAGGACGAAAAGCGAGUCAUAACAAUAAAUUAAAAUAUAAUAACACACAUAAUACACGUGGUGCUGCGGCGGCAACACCAACACCAUCUUCAGCAUCCCGUCCAACAUCAGCGAAUGCCGAUUUACCUAACGAGGCUGCCGAAGCGGAUGGCGAAGAGGCAGUGACAACGACAUCCACUUCAGCAACAUUGCUAAAGCCACCGCUUGAGCCAUUGCAGCUGGUGUGGGCCAAGUGUCGAGGUUAUCCCUGGUAUCCAGCAUUAAUACUUGAUCCCAAAACGCCAAAGGGUUUCGUUUACAACGGUGUACCGUUGCCGGCACCACCGCCCGAUGUGCUGGCGUUACGCAAAAACUACACCGAAGAUGUGGUAUUCCUUGUGCUAUUUUUCGAUGUGAAACGCACCUGGCAAUGGUUGCCGGCUAAUAAACUCGAAAUACUGGGAAUCGAUAAGGGGCUGGAUCAACAAAAAUUGGUUGAGUCACGUAAGCCAACCGAACGAAAGGCAGUGAAGAAGGCAUACCAAGAUGCUUUACACUAUCAAAGUCAAGUGUCCGAUCUGGAAGGUCAAGGGCCCGAUCCGAUAAUGUGAAAGAGUGCAGCCGCGGUUGGUGGAUUGAGACAAUCGCAAAGAGAUAGGCGUUGGCGUUUGAACUGUACGUAGGUGGUGGAUGCGAUUUCAUGUUUAACGCCAGCCGUGUUUAGCAACACAGGAACAUAUAAAUACAUCUGAGAAUGCCGCUAGAGCGAAAUACAUAUAUGAGCAUGUAUACAGACACACAUAUACAUGUCCGUUAAUAUUAAUUACUAGUUUUUAGCGAUUAUUUUUUAAGUUUAUAUUUAAAUAUAUAUUUGAUUUGUGUGUUUAACUUUGCUACUAUAUUAGGUAUACAAACAUAAUUAUAUAUACACACAUACAUACAUAAAUAAAUGCUAAAUAUAAUUUUAUAUUUUGCUAAUUUCCCCCUAAGAUUAAGUCAACAUUUGCCUUUAUUGCAAUUUGCAUUAUUGUAAUUUUAGAUAAACUCAAAACUGUAUAAAAUAACACUAAAAAAAUAAUCGUAAUUUGUAAUUUGUAAUUUGGUUCAAAUUUUCCUAUAUCUCGCUUUCUCUCUCUUUCUCUCUCUCGAAAAGUUUUGCUAUGUUGCAUUAAAACUUUAUUUGCAAUUUUGAUUUACAUACGUACAUAUGUAUUUUUACACUUAAUACUGCAAUUUGAAAUUCCUUAAUUUAAAUUUAUUUUUACAUAAAACUUGAGAAUUUAAUUUAGUCCAAUAGAAAUUUAUUUGAUUGCAUUUUGUUAGUAUUUAAAAAGUAAUAAAUUCCUUACAAUAUUCUUAACACCGUUGUUAACUUCUUUAGUUGUUUUUUUUUUUUAUUAUUUUAAAAGCGAAAUGAAGUAGUUUUUGGUUGUAAUUUCAAAACGGAUUGCAUGGUAAAAGAGAAAAAGGUCAAAAAGCAGUUAAUUUGAGAAUAAUGCUCUCUUAUCUUACAAAAGCAAUAGACCGCUCUACUUGUGUAUAGUUACGAUAUUUGCUCAUAAAAUAUAAUAUAUAUAUAUUUAUGUUUACACAUAUGCAUAUACUCAUACGAUGUAUAUACGCAUAUGUGUUUUUGUCGCAUAUUUAUUUCAGAUUCUUCUCUUCUUUUCGCACUUUUGAUAUAUUUAAAUUAUGGAGAAAAUGUUGCAAAUUACAAAAAAAAAACAAAAACAUGCAAGACACAUAAAGUUGUAGACUUUAGGAAUAAGCAAAAUAAAAAAUAAAA